This is a messenger RNA of Arabidopsis thaliana (thale cress), 1668 nucleotides long. RefSeq names its product plasma-membrane associated cation-binding protein 1 (gene PCAP1). Bases 657 to 1334 code for a protein of 225 amino acids. Lineage: Eukaryota; Viridiplantae; Streptophyta; Magnoliopsida; Brassicales; Brassicaceae. Gene Ontology annotation, cellular component: host cell; plasmodesma; plasma membrane. The transcript is spliced from 5 exons. The record is from RefSeq and is marked reviewed.
GUAAUUAACAAGGAAAAUAAAGGGUGGUUUCACGAUAAGUCUGUCUAUAUGACGCGAAAGGGUUUCUUAAAUUCAGAGAGACAAUUAAUCAGUUUCGUGUGUUUGGAGAAGAAGAAGAACAGAUCAAAUACGAGGAGAGAUCUCUAAAGAGAUUUAUCGUUUCAAGUAAGUCUCUUUAUCAAACUCUUAAUAUAAACAAAUCAAAACAUGAACACGUCGUGUCUUCGUUUCGAUUCUAGAUACGAUUUUUUAGUUCAUGUGAAUGAACUCUGUUUUAUUACUACUAGGGUUGUUCAAUAUUUUUCCGAGAAUUACCAGAGGAACAAAGUUAGUGAUUAUAUUGAUGCAGAGUAUGAAGUAAUUAUAUACAUAAAUCAUGUUUUGUUCUCAAGCAUCUACGUUGAAAUAUAUAUAAGAAGUUUUUUUUUGGUGAAAAAAUAUGUAUGAGAAGUUCAUCUUUCAUAAUAGUGAAACAACUCUCUUUCAUACCAAAAAAAAAAUUUGAAAAAAAAUUAGUGAAACUCUCUUUGUCCGAUUAGGUUAGGUUUGGACUCAGAAUCAAAAUACGAUUAGCAUAACAAAUUUUUUGGCAUGGCAAUUAUUGUCUGCAGAUUUGUUCACGUUGAGAAGUUUAAUUUAGAUUAAACAACAAAAAGAUGGGUUACUGGAAUUCCAAGGUUGUUCCAAAAUUCAAGAAGUUAUUCGAGAAAAAUAGUGCUAAGAAGGCUGCUGCUGCUGAAGCUACCAAGACCUUUGAUGAAUCUAAGGAAACAAUCAACAAGGAAAUUGAGGAGAAAAAGACAGAACUCCAACCAAAGGUCGUGGAAACCUAUGAAGCCACGUCUGCAGAAGUCAAGGCUUUGGUGAGAGACCCUAAGGUGGCUGGUUUGAAGAAAAACUCAGCGGCUGUGCAGAAGUACCUCGAGGAGCUAGUCAAAAUUGAAUUCCCCGGAUCAAAAGCGGUGAGUGAGGCUUCGUCUAGCUUCGGAGCUGGCUAUGUCGCAGGACCGGUCACGUUCAUAUUCGAGAAGGUAUCUGUUUUCCUCCCGGAGGAGGUGAAGACUAAAGAAAUACCGGUGGAGGAAGUGAAAGCUGAAGAACCUGCCAAAACUGAAGAACCAGCCAAAACCGAAGGAACAAGUGGUGAGAAAGAGGAGAUUGUUGAAGAGACAAAGAAAGGCGAGACCCCUGAAACCGCGGUCGUGGAGGAGAAGAAACCAGAGGUAGAGGAGAAGAAGGAAGAGGCUACUCCGGCUCCGGCAGUGGUUGAAACUCCAGUUAAGGAACCGGAGACAACGACGACAGCGCCAGUGGCUGAACCACCAAAGCCUUGAUUUGUUUUCAAGAUGGUAUGAUUACUUCUCUUGUAUGAAAACAUCUUUGUACGUAACAAAAAAAUGAAAGGAAGAAACGGAAAGGAACAAAAAAAAAAAACUUAUUUUUCAUUCUUUUUUUUCAAUUUGGUUUGUCUUUGUGUGGAUAAAUCUCUCUGUUUUUUUUUUAAUUAUUGGGAAAGUCUUUAAUGUGUUAUUUAUUUAUAUUCAUGUGAAUUUGUAACAAAAAUAUUUUGUGGAUGUUUUCUAUAGAUUUAUUGUUUCAACUUUCAACCAAGCUUAUCCGAUUCAAAACGUUCUGAUAUAUCUUCAUAUCAAGUGAAUUUACUUAUCU